Molecule: messenger RNA, 1405 nt
Organism: Cavia porcellus (domestic guinea pig)
Lineage: Eukaryota; Metazoa; Chordata; Mammalia; Rodentia; Caviidae
Gene: Ropn1l
Product: rhophilin associated tail protein 1 like
Exons: 7
Coding region: 177-1169 (330 amino acids)
Source: RefSeq, a predicted model, not a curated record
GCAAAUACGCGUGCGUAAUGCGCGGAGCGGGGCCCGCGUGUCUGGUUGCCUGGAUACCGCUACGCAACAGUACCUAGCGGGCAGAGCGGCAGCUUCUGCUGAGUCUCUGCCCGGUCAGUUGGCCCUUAUUUGCCCGGAGCCAGAGGAGGAGCUGGCCGUCGCGGACCGCCGGAGCUAUGCCGCUUCCCGACACCAUGUUCUGCGCGCAGCAGAUCCACAUUCCCCCUGAGCUGCCGGACAUCCUGAAGCAGUUCACUAAGGCUGCCAUCCGCACGCAGCCCACCGACCUGCUGCAGUGGUCCGCGGGGUACUUUUUAGCUUUGUUGCAUGGAGAUCCGCUUCCUAUAAAGGACAGAGUGGAAAUGCCCAUGGCAACCCAGAAGACAGACACAGGCCUGACCCCAGGGCUCCUGAAAGUCCUGCACAAGCAGUGCAGCCAUAAGCCCUAUGUGGCCCUGACCGACCUGGAGCAGAAGUGGCGGACGCUGUGCCUGCCUGUGCAGAGGCUGUGGGCGCUGCUGCAGUUGGACCCCUUCGAGGACCAGAUCGAGUGGCUCAAGUUCCUGGCCCUGGGCUGCAGCACGCUGGGUGGGUCCCUGAACAAGGCCAUGAAGCACUUCUGCGAGAUCCUCACCACCGACCCCGAGGGCGGCCCAGCCCGCAUCCCCUUCGACACCUUCUGCUACGCCUACCGCUACCUGUCCCGGCUGGACUCGGACGUCUCGGAGCUGGACACGGAGUCGUACCUCGCCUCCCUGAAGGACAGAGUGGAAAACAAUGCCAAGUCCGUGCUGAUGAAGGGGAGCCCCUGCUGGGGGUGGCGGUGCACACCUGUAAUUCCAGAUCUUGGGAGACUGAGGCAGGAGGAUCUAUGUGCCUUUAAGGCCAGCUACACGAUUCCUGUUCCCGCCCGCGCUGGACCACACAAUCCUGAGAUCCUCGGCGACUCGGCCAGCCAGCCCGGAGUUCCCACCAGAGUCUCUGGCAGAGGUCGGGGAGGGGUAUCCCCAGCUUCAGAAUCGACCCCCAUUUCCCAGAAAUGUCACAAACCACAGGCUUGCCUUUCAUGGGACUUGAAAUUUCCAAAUAGACCAACCCAAUGUAACGUUUCUAUCCUUUUUGUGUUUGCGGCACUGGGGAUUGAAGUCAAGGCUUUUGCGCGGACCUAGAGCACCCCCGGCCCGUUUUUCACGGUCUAUUUUGAGGCAGGGGCUUGCUGCAUGGCCACACGGCCCAGCCCGGGCUCGAUCUUGUGGCCUUCCCGCCUCAGCCUCCCCAGUACUGAGAUUGCAGGCAGUCGCCGCCCCCCUCUGUCUUUUUAAAACCUGACAAAGAACCCCCAAGAAUUAGCCAGCAUGUUCCAGAACACUUCCUACCAAGUUCCCUAAAAUAAGCGCAUUAGUCA